CAGACUGAUCCUGAUCCUCACUCAGCUCACUGUUCUCGAAUUGUCAUUCCAAACCGUGUUGACCAAGACUUAUCCACCUGAUGAUCUCCUGCUCAAUCCAUUGCAUGAUUCAUCCUUUCAUCACUCACAUGUCAAGUCCCAAGAUGGCCUCAACUGUGUUCAUCUGCCUCUCAACUGUUCUUUCAAGAAACUGGAAAGCAAGAGCUCAUGCAACUAGCUAAGACACUAACCACUACAGUGAGCCAAUCUUUAAGGUUUCCAACAUUAAUGGAAGCCAAAAGCCAAGAGGGUUUGGUUCUGGGGUUCAUGUUCCAUGGACAAAGAUCAUUAGCUAGUAACUAAUAAUCAAGUAGUUUUACUAAUUUGGGAUUAAAGUGCACUUAUUGUAUGUUAGUUCCCAUUAAUUUGAGUAUCAUAAUUAGGCAAUUCAAGUCCACUCCAGGUCUCCAGCAAACUGCUAAAAAGAUAUAUAGUUUCUUGCACUUUUUGCACUUUUACUAGAAGCUCUGCACUGUCAUCAAACUUACAUCUUGCUACUGAGCUUCUGCAUAUAAAUACAUCUCACAAAGACCAUCUGUGGUGCCAAAGAAACAAAACAUUCUAAAUAUGGGAGCUUUAACCUUAGGAUCUCCAAUGGCUGCAGGAAUAAUUAGUUGUAUGUCCAGAAAGUGGAUGGUGUUGGAGGUCCCUACUGAGAAUAAUGGCUGUUGUGGAUUUCCAUCUUUCCUUCCUAAGGAAGUUCACAGAAUCAAAGACCCUUUUGCCAGAACUUUGGCUCAGAGAAUCCAGAGGCUUCCUGUCCAGGUUGGACUGUCUGAAGGGUGUAUAAUGAGUAGUUGUGUGAAGCCAAAGAUACAAAACGGCGGCGCAAAUCCAGUGGUUCUUCUCCACUGUUUUGACAGUUCUUGCCUGGAAUGGAGGUGUGCAUAUCCCUUGCUUGAGGAAGCUGGCUUAGAGGCCUGGGCCAUAGAUGUUCUUGGAUGGGGUUUCUCUGAUUUAGCAAGGCUUCCUCCUUGUAACUCAGCAUCAAAGAGAUACCACUUGUACCAGCUCUGGAAGGCUCACAUCAAACGACCGAUGAUACUAGUUGGCCCGAGCCUUGGUGCUGCAGUUGCAAUCGACUUCGCUGUCAAUUUCCCAGAAGCUGUUGAUAAAUUGGUUUUGAUCAAUGCAAGCGUUUAUCUGGAAGGCGCGGGAUUUUGGACAAAGCUGCCAAGAAUGAUGGCUUAUGCUGCAGCCUCUCUGCUGAAGAGCAUCCCGGUAAGGAUGUAUGCAAAACUAAUGGCUUUUGAUGGUAUAUCGCUGUCUACCUGCAUCGAUUUGACUGAGGUAAGCCGGCUGCACUGUCUGUUACCUUGGUGGAAAGAUGCCACUGUUAACUACAUGCUCAGUGGGGGGUAUAAUGUUGUUGAUCAAAUCAAACAGGUGAAACAAGAAACUCUCAUCAUCUGGGGUGCCUGCGAUAACAUACUCAGAAAGGAGCUUGCUCAUAGAUUGAGAAGUGAGUUGCCCAAUGCGAUUGUGAAUCUGAUCCCAAAAUGUGGCCAUCUGCCCCAUGUUGAGAAGCCGGAAUCAGUGGCAAAGCUGAUUGCAGAGUUUACAAAUGGCAAAAAGGAGGCAUCUUUUCUUUAGUUUAGCAUAUUUUAAUUGUGUUCAUCUUAAGCUGUAAUAAAGUUGUAUGGUUUGAAAUUGUAAAAGAAGUGGGCUGAAACCCAGAAAUCCAAACAUGAUUAAAUUCCAGAAAAAAA
This is a messenger RNA of Ipomoea nil (Japanese morning glory), 1748 nucleotides long. RefSeq lists its product as uncharacterized. The transcript has 9 exons. Lineage: Eukaryota; Viridiplantae; Streptophyta; Magnoliopsida; Solanales; Convolvulaceae. Gene Ontology annotation, molecular function: catalytic activity. The record is from RefSeq and is a predicted model, not a curated record. The coding region runs from base 607 to 1632 and encodes 341 amino acids.